UCAAGGUGUCCAGAGAAGGACUUAUGCAGGGGGACUCCCUUCUACACCUUAGAUCUGGACCAGCUGGACGCCGUCCUCAUCCCCAGCUGUGUGCAGAGUAACAGGAUGCUUUCCCAUGAUUUGCUAAUCCAGCUUGGGAGCCAGGCAAGAGGUCGGGUCCCAACAGAGCUCUUGGAUCCUGGAGAAGCCUGAUGAGAGAUGUCAUGGCAAACCCGCUGACUGAGAAGUCACCCCACAGCGAGGAAGAGGAGUAAUGGUCCUCACAUGUAAAUGAAGUGAGGCAAGGCCUGAAAAAUGCUUCACAACAAGAGAAAAAUUGAGGCCAGGAACUAGGAGUGCCCAAAAGAGCACUUGGGGGAGCAAGCGCCUGUGGAAUGAGAUUUUUGUUCUAUACAAUGACUUGACUUUUUUUUCGUUGAAAUGAGAGGACUUUCUCCCUCAUCCUCCUAUCUCCUCCCAAGGAGAACAGCGCUUACGGUGUCAUUAGAUCUCCUUCUCUACAGAGACGGGCCCUUCUUUCCUGCAGUAGCUCUGAGACCUAAAUCAGCUGUUGCUGCUGUACCAACUCUGCCAUCCUCUCAGUCCUAAGAAGGAGCCUGGCGUACAGGAGCGCGUGGUGAAGCAGCCAUGGGGACGGAUGCUUGGCAAAGCCAUUUGGGGGACAGGACUUUGCUUAUGGUAGGUGACUGGAUAAAGCUCUUGCUGCACAAACCAGAAGUGUCGUUGGAGCAGUGGUUUUACAACAUUCUUUACAUAGAAGAAUUAUAUUUGCUCUGCCUACAACAUUUGCUUAAAAAAAAAUGUUUACAGGUGAAGCAGAAAGACUGCAUCAAAUGAGUUUGGGCUGCACGUUUCAAGAAGCACUUAUGUUUUCUGGCACCGCUGAUGUGGACACAAAGAAAUGACAAGGAUUGUGUGGAGAUCCUCUCUACAGAGUACCUAAGGACAGACAGUGUUGGUGUUAUCCUGCCCUUUUAACUAGAGCAACAAUUACUUCAUGCCCAACCUUCUGUAACCAACAUAGGAGUGUGAUGUCACUGUGGAGUAAAACUCAUCUGAUGUCUUCGGAAUUUAGGUAUUCAGUUGUUAAUAACAGUGUGUCUCAUCAGAAGAGCAGAAGGUAAAUUACCUCACAGAGAAGCUGUGUUAUCCCCAGCAGCGGUUUAUAAUGUUGCGAAGUCAGCAUGACCCACAUAUCUUAUCUCAGCUGGAAUGCAUUUGUCACUGUCUCCUGUUAUGAUCUUCUGCUAAAACGCCCUAGAAAAGAGAGUGCUGCUGGUCCAAAUUGAGGAUAUCGUGUGAGCAAAGAUGAAAUUUUACAGCUGAAGGUUAUUUGCUGUUUCCAGAAGUGAGGUGGCUACGUAUGUCCCAGCGCCCCGCGCGGCGCCGCCACAGCUCACUGCCUGCACCGGCCCCGCGCCCCUCUCUCUGCAAAAUGGCGUCUACCCAUUCCUGUGGCGUGGGGGAAGUGCAUGACAUCACACGGCCCUCCCGGCCAAUCAGCGCGCCGGGUUCUCCCCCGGAAGUUAAACGCCGUUUCCCUCCCCUUCCGCCCGGCUGCCCCCCCGGUUGCCAUGGCAGCGCGCGGCGCGGCGGCUGCGGGAUGGCGUCCGCGGACCUGGUGGAGGCGGCGGACGAGCGCGGCGGGCGGCUGCGGGCCCUCAGGCUGCGGGCCGCGCUGGAGCGGGAGCGGCGGCUGGAGGAGGCCGUGCUGCGGGAAGAAGAGAGGAGACGGGGCAGGGCGCUGCGGCGGGAGCGGGAUGAGGCGCUGGCGGCAGAGCUGGCCAGGCUGGACCGCGAGAGGCUGAGAGACGAGAAGAUGCGGCAACAAGUGAGAGAGAACAGUCUGGAACUUCGAGAGUUAGAAAAAAAGCUAAAAUCUGCUUAUAUGAAUAAAGAGCGAGCUGCACAGAUCGCCGAAAAAGAAGCCAUCCAGUAUGAGAAAAUGAAGCGUGAGGCUGAAAUAGCCCAAAAGAUGAAGGAAGAGUACGAAAGGGCAAUAAAAGAAGAAAGUUCUGCAGAGCUGAGGCGAAACGAGGAGAAAAAAAUGUAUCAGCAAGAACUGGAGAAACAGCUUGAGGAGCAGGAGAGGAAGAAGCAGGAUGCUUACCAGGAGUUUCUAAGCGAGAAACUCUUGAUCGAUGAAAUUGUAAGAAAGAUCUAUGAGGAAGACCAAAUGGAAAGACAACUGAAGUUAGAAAAAAUAAGAGCAACUCAGACAUAUAUUGAAGAAUUUAAAAAAGAACAAGCCAACUGGAGGAGAAGGAAACAGGAAGAGAUGGAAGAAGAAAAUAGGAAAAUUAUGGAAUUUGCCAACAUUCAGCGACAAAGAGAAGAAGACCGGAUGGCUAAAGUUCGAGACACUGAGGAGAAAAAACAAAGAGUUCAAAGCAUGAUUGCCCAAAAUCUGGAAAGAGAAAAACAGAAGCGUGAAGAACUGGAACAAAUCCGGCAGGAGCUCUAUCUGGAAGAGCAAGAGGAGACAGAAAGGAAGAAGGAGAUGGCAGAAAUUGAAAAGAGAAUAAGGCAACGCUUAGACUUAAGGCAAACAUAUGAAGAGCAAUUUGCUUUAAAGAAGAUACUGCAACAAGCCAUGCGAGAAGAGGAAGAAGCCUUCAGACAACAGAUGUUGGCCAAGUUGGCAGAGGAUGAUCGCAUUGAGCAGAUGAAUGCUCAGAAACGAAGAAUGAAACAGCUUGAACACAGAAGGGCUGUGGAAAAACUUAUUGAAGACCGUCAUAAACAGUUUAUUGCAGAUAAAGAGCGUGAACUUGAAGAAAGACAGUUGGAGGAGAGAAGACAAGAAAACAUCCGUGCAAUUGUUGAAGAGGAGAGACAGAAACUCCUGAAAGAGCACGCGUCAAAAUUAUUGGGUUAUCUUCCUCGAGGCAUUAUCAAAGACAAAGAUGACAUUAACAUGCUCGGAGAGGAAUUUCAGCUGGCUUACCAGAAGAGAACAGGCAAUGCAUUUUCAGAAGAGAAAUGAAGCGUCCCCCACCUCAUCUCCUGGUUUGCCACUAGGUGUCAUCUGAUUCCUAAUGACAAUUUACAUUUGCUGUUAAUGGAGAGGGACUCCUUUUUAAUAUCAUAAAACAUCUCCAUUUUAAGACUGGAGUUCUAAACUGAUGAGCAGCUAGUUUUAUUUAAGUGUAUGUUGUAUUUGCCUUUUUAUACCUUUCUUUCAAUGUAUGAACUCACUAUUAAUGUGCCCUGUUCCAAUUCAAUUACUCUGAGGGAGGAAUCCAUUGAAAGAGCUGAGGUUUGACAGAGGUUCACACAAGCAGCACAGGCUUUUAUUGCUCCUGUUCCUUAGUGUUCUGCUCAUCUACACUCAAACUUUUACCUUGUUCUUGAUUAUAGUAAUGACAUAACGAAAUCUUUAAUGAUGUAAUGCUUGUAGAGCACCUGUGAAUAUGGAGUCCUCCCUCCUGAUUGUAUCCCAAAGCAGGAGCUGACGGCCAGGGAAAGAUUUCCUAUCUUCACCUUGACUAAAGUAGGGAUUUUAAAUAAUACAGCUGUACCAGACUGCAAAGCCUAUCUGGAAGUCAGGGGCAAGUCUCGUGUAUGCUGUUGCCAGCCAAGGGUGUCAGAUGUAACAGCUAAAACAAGUUAUAAAAGAGUAUGUGCUUAAAAUUAGAUGCCAGCCCAGCUAGUGUUGGGGGGAGAUCUCUUGCAGAACAGAGAAGGCCAAUUUUCCAACCACGUGUGUUAAAAAAGGACAUGACAUUUUCUUCUCAACCGAAUCACUGCUUAAUUUAUUUCUGUUGCAACAAGGAAUUUUCUGAGACUAAACCCUGACUUCUUUGGACUGAAUAUUACUUUAGAUAAGGUACAGUUUUAAAUGCUAAAACAGAGCAAACUGGUACCAAAGUUCAUUUGUUGGAAUAUUUCUUACACGGUCUGUGCUUCUCCACUCAUUACAGAAGGGUGUAUUUCCUAUGGUAUCACAACACAAGCUUAUAAAAGUUAAACACUUUAAACACAAGCAAAAUCAACAAAAUCAAUUCACUGGGCUAUGCAGUUAUCAACUAUUAUUAACAAGCAUUCAUAUACAGUGCCAAAAUAAUGUACCAUCUGACUUGUAUUUCAAAUAGAAGUUGUCUUUCUAUGGAAUCAACAAUUUCCCCACUCAAGAGCCUUCAUGAAUUCCUCUUCAGUAAAAGAAAGCAUCUUAGCAGCUUCAAUGUGCAUCUUAAAAAAGGAAAGAAAAAAAAAAAUUAGGAGCAGAAGGUAAAAUAAUGUGAAUGAGCAAUGCAAAAUCCUGUAUAAUUGGGAUGGCUGAAAGGGGCUUCCAAUCUAUCAUUCUGGUUUUCGUACUAUGGUUUGAUGGAUGUUCACCUGUUUAAGAUGAAACUGCUAUUUAUAUUUUUCUGCAAAAAUUUAUAGCGUAGAGAGAACGUGAGAAAUGUAUGCUAAACAUUGCAAUUGUAGCUCUAGUAAAAGAGGACCAGUAGCUUUUUGUAGUUCCUUAUAUUCCUUGAAAAAUGUCUCAGUUUUAAAGAGGCACGGAAAUCACUGAAAAUUUGACAGCUCAUCACCUCUAAAGAACAGUAUAAGGAAACUACUGUAUACAUUUUUUUCAAGCUGAUCAAUAUGCAGCUAUUACAAAUCAAAUACAUCAUUAAGAUUCAGUGUGCUAACACCUCUUAUAUGUGUGAUCUAAUGUUAAAUGAGGAUUUUAACAAAAUAGUAUAACACUGUUAAAAAUGAACAAUUAGCAUAAAACAAAGAGUAGCUGCACUACACCUUAACAGGCAAUACCUGGAGCUAAUCAGAGGUGGUGGUGUUGCCCUGUGUCACAUACAUCUACAGUCCAUUAUGGCACGUAGGCACAGACACACACCCCCACCACGUGUACAUAUGUGUAUGCUUAUAAAUCAGACAGUAGUAUGAAUUUGUAUUUCCACUACACAGGAUAUAGCACGUUACUUUAAAUGGAACACCAAAAGGAACAAACAGAACUUUUUAAUAUGUUUUAACAGGCUAUUUUCUCUUCAAAUAAUAGAGGUUUUUGGGAGAGUGUCCUCAGGGUCAUGGAGAUUUGAUGAGAAAACAAGUACUAAAUGGUCAGUGUAUUUGCAAAGAACUACCCAGCAGCCAGAGAGCCCCGAGACCUCCCCGGGCUCCAGCAGAGGUCACAGCAGAGGUCACAGCAGAGGUGGCAGCGGUGCCACACGUCCCCAUCCCCACACCGGGGUAUCAUCUCUUUGCCCGUCGUCAUUCAGAGUGGAAAAGAACUAAGCAGUUGUUACUGCAAAUUCUAACAAAAUGGCUAUGGUUUGAAGAACAGGAAACAAUUCAUGUCUAUAAGAAAUCUGUUGCGGGUUUUGUGUAUAUAGAUAUAUUGCUAGUUCAAAAGGACAACAAAGCAACACCCUCCAGCUCUGCAAAGCUCAGACUCAUUUCCCCUAAUCCUUUUAAAAAACUAAGAUUUUUCUGUUAAAUUCUCUCUCUCAAGGCAAGCAGAGAAUGCUCUGAAGAGGCCCACUGAACACCAGCAACUACUUGCUGCCGGCUGCAACUCAUCCUGCUUUUGGGAGACUUUUCUCCUCUACCAUUCUUCUUGGGGAAGCAUAUCCUCACCUUCAGACUAGCUGUACCUGCCACGGGCAUCUGAAUCUGCCACACAAACACUACACAAAUGGCCCAAAUGAGGUUUUCCUCAUUCAUUCAACAAAAGGCUUGUGUGAAUUACAUACAUUGAGCACGUCUGAGCUUUAGCUGCCUCUCCCCUGGGCCUUCUGCUUGAAGCUAUAAAAGGCAGAGUUAGCACAGGUCUCUUUCAGGUUCUUCCUGGUCUUUUCUGAAAGAACUAGCAGCAUCCUCCUUCUGUGAGUAAAUAACAUUUCUUUAUGAGAAAGGUAAGUGGCUUCCUCUACUAUCUGCAGUUCUGAUACAGUAUUCAUAAUUUGUCUACAAUAUAUCCAAUGAAGAUUUGUGAAGUUUAUCUGAGACUAUGGUUUUGGUUCACAGCCAAACAGAACCAGUGCUCUUUGCCACCCGUUCAGUGAAUUCCUGUUCCAGAGGACAAUAAGCAACCUCACGUAUAGAGUAGAUUUUGAGUGACUGCUGCAUUUUUUUCAUUCUCAAAAUAAACUUGAAGAGAUGUAAAAAAGUCA
This is a messenger RNA of Calidris pugnax (ruff), 6119 nucleotides long. RefSeq names its product meiosis specific nuclear structural 1 (gene MNS1). Gene Ontology annotation, biological process: cilium organization. The record is from RefSeq and is a predicted model, not a curated record. The transcript is spliced from 18 exons. Lineage: Eukaryota; Metazoa; Chordata; Aves; Charadriiformes; Scolopacidae. Bases 1364 to 2986 code for a protein of 540 amino acids. Gene Ontology annotation, cellular component: motile cilium.